Molecule: messenger RNA, 706 nt
Organism: Nicotiana attenuata
Lineage: Eukaryota; Viridiplantae; Streptophyta; Magnoliopsida; Solanales; Solanaceae
Exons: 3
Coding region: 280-588 (102 amino acids)
Source: RefSeq, a predicted model, not a curated record
UUCUGCUCUCACUCACACACAAAAUUUUGUUUUUCGUUUCUAUGUGUAGACCCUGCUGCUACUUCAAAAUUGAAGCUUUCGAAUUUGAACUGUAGGUAUGCAUACUGUUCUGAAAUUCGUGGUAGAGCCCAUCGCUAAUAUGUGACUGAGCACCCUAGGGUGCUUCAGCAAGCCCGUAUUUAUGGAUCCAAAAUUAAGACGGGGGGUACUAGGUUUCUUUUUGGAGAAAAUGCUGCUAGAGAAGUACCCCCACUGGAAGAAAAACAAGUGCAAGAUAUAAUGGGCAAAUGUGCCGCUGCUCUAGUCUACAUGUUUGGCGCAAGAUUGGCUUAUGGCUACAGGCAGAGGCAGCAAGAGGCACAAUCAAAAGGUGAAAUAAACAAGGCAUUGCCACAGCAAUAUGAUGAAAUGCUUUCAAAAUUAGAGGAAAAGGCAGCACAAGCUGAACUUGAAAUACAAAAGAUGUCUGAGCACUAUGAGUCAAAAUUUUCUGAAUUAGAGGGAGAGCUGGAAGCUCUACGGGCGGAGAGGGCCAAAUUAUUUGUAGUUACUACAGAAAAACCAAUUGCCAAGGUGAAAUCUCUUUGACCAGGGCUUAAUCAUUGGACGUAAUCAAUUCAUAAUGAGUUCUUCUGUAUUUGACUCAUGUAAAAAUUUUUGCUUACGUUUUUUAAGUGUGUAUAUCAUUCAUAACUUUUUAUGGCUA